Molecule: messenger RNA, 4127 nt
Organism: Hirundo rustica (Barn swallow)
Lineage: Eukaryota; Metazoa; Chordata; Aves; Passeriformes; Hirundinidae
Gene: RPGR
Product: retinitis pigmentosa GTPase regulator
Exons: 17
Coding region: 22-4014 (1330 amino acids)
Biological process (GO): protein ubiquitination; visual perception; ubiquitin-dependent protein catabolic process
Cellular component (GO): photoreceptor outer segment
Molecular function (GO): ubiquitin protein ligase activity
Source: RefSeq, a predicted model, not a curated record
CGCGGCCUCCUCCCGGCCGCCAUGGCCGCGCCCGCCGCGGGGACCGAGCUGCCCGUGCCCGAAUCAGGUGCUGUUUUCACAUUUGGGAAAAGCAAAUUUGCAGAAGAUAUUCCUAGCAAGUUCUGGUUCAAAAAUGACAAGCCUGUACUUAUAUCAUGUGGAGAUGAACAUACAGCUAUUAUUACAGGGAAAGGUAAACUGUACAUGUUUGGCAGUAACGACUGGGGCCAGUUAGGACUAGGAUCAAAGAACACUGUCAGCAAACCAACGUGUGUUAAAGCUUUAAAACCAGAAAAACCAAAACUUGCUGUUUGUGGAAGAAACCACACUUUAGUUUACACAGAAAAAGGAAAUGUCUAUGCUGCUGGAGGUAACAGUGAAGGCCAGUUGGGAUUAGGUGACACAGAGGAAAGGACCACGUUUCAUUUAGUUGGUUUUUUUACCAACCAGCACAAGAUCAAGCAACUAUCAGCUGGAUCAUACACUUCAGCAGCAGUAACUGAGGAUGGGCAGCUCUUUGUGUGGGGUGAUAAUUCAGAAGGUCAGAUUGGCCUGGCCAGUGAAGCCUCUGUCAGUGUCCCCUGUAAAGUGGAUAUUGGAAAACCUGUUUCCUUUGUAUCCUGUGGAUAUUAUCAUUCUGCCUUGAUUACAGGAGAUGGUGAGCUCUAUACUUUUGGAGAAGCUGUGAAUGGGAAAUUGGGGUUAUUCCCUGAACAGCUGAAGAACAAUAGAGUCCCACAGCCUGUACUGGGAAUUAUGGAAAAGGUUAAUAAGGUUGCUUGUGGUGGAGAACACACCGUGGUGCUGACAGAGACAGAUGUUUAUACUUUUGGACUUGGACAAUAUGGGCAGCUGGGACAUGGAACUUUUGUGUUUGAAAGUUCAGUACCGAAGCCAGUGAAACGCUUGAAGAGGCAUAAAAUACGUAACAUUGCAUGUGGGGAAAAUCACACUGCUGUGAUAGCAGAGAAUGGCCUCAUGUUUACUUUCGGAGAUGGACGACAUGGCAAGUUAGGAUUUGGAGAAGAGAGCUUUACAAAUCUGUUUGAUCCCACUCUGUGUUACAAUUUCUUGAAGUUCACAGUCCUUUUGGUUGCUUGUGGGGGUUGUCACAUGCUGGUUUUUGCUGCUCCGAGACCUCAAGGAUCUGAAGUAAUCUUGGAAGAUUUAUAUGAGCCUUGUUUGACUGCUACUAUCUCUAAAAUGAGCGGGGACUUUGUGCUAGCAAACACUUUGCAAUUAUCAGCAGCACGAAUACGACGUCGAGAGAGGGAAAGGUCGCCAGAGCAGUUUGUUCGAAUGGCACAAACUCUGCCUCCAAUGGGAGAAAGCUUCUUAAGAUCUUCAUUGCCUGUGACAAGCAACACCAGCCCAAUCUGGUUUUCUGCAACAAGUCAUCCUAGAUCUGCAUCUGUGAGGGAUGGAGACCAUGAAAAAGAAAAUAAUCAUCAAAAAGAUAAACCUGGUGAAGUUUCUUCAGAACAAGAUUCAGAUAAUGAAAAUAUUGACAGAAACCUUGGGGAUACAACUGACAUCCUAAAUAUGACACAUGCAAUGAAGUUGAGUCCUGGUGACUGGUCCUUAAGAUUAUCACCACUGCAAAAGCAGAAGAAAGGGCAUACCAAUGAGUGCAUCAGAAGAUUUCCAAACGAGGAAGGUAAGAACAAUAAAAAUGUGAAACUGAAAAGAGAUGGUAAGGGUGGGCUGAAAAACAAGGAUUCUGAUUUCACAAAGAAGGGCUCAAUGUUGGAAUCUGGCUCUUCACAAAAGCAGUCUCCACUUUCAGAGUCACCUGGACAAGAUUUAGAAAAGAGUAGUGCCUUUGUAGGGAAGCCUAUGGCCAGAAAAAGUAUAAAGAAAGGUAAAUCGGAGUAUGCACAAAGUGAUACCACUUUGAAAAAUGGUGCUCAAGAAAUUACUGAGGACAAAGAUAUAUUAGUGAAAAGGGAAAAAGGGUAUGUGGAAAAUCCUGAAUUUUUCAGAGAGGAUGCAACAUAUAAUCUUCCCAGUGAAAAUCAAAUUCUGACUGAAAAAAUAAAUUCUUCUAAUAAAAAGCCAAAAGCUGUUAAAUCUAAGCAAUCCCUUAAAAUAGAGGUACUUCCUUCUGCUCCCAGGGAUCAGCCCCAGACUGAUUCAUUAGUUGUGCAAGAAUACAGUCCUGUUAAAAAGCAAGGGAGUCAAACAACAACAGAAAGUCAAAACAAAAUAAAGGAUGGUGUUGAAAAAUCUGACAAGUCUGAAAGAAUAAAUGUCACAGGAGAAGAAAGUAGUGCAGAACAGAAGGAGCUUAAAAAAAAGCAUCAGUUUUUGAAACAAGUAUCUGUAACUUCAUCAUCAUCUUCAACUGAGGAAAGUACUAAUGGUAUCCAAAAAUAUAUACUUAAGGAAGAGGUCUGCUUUGAACACAGAGUUGUCCAGAGGUCAAGGAGAACAGUGACACAUCUGGACUUAGAAAAAGACAGUGAGAUUGAGGAGAUGCAAGCUACAAACAAUGAGAAAGAAUAUGUAGAACAGACUGCUUUAAAAAGCCUGAAUGAGGCAGAAACAAGCUCUGAUGCUAAAUCUGAUGAAGUCAGACCAUUAGAAAUUAAGAAUGAGGAGGAAUCUGAUCAGGAGCAGGAGAGUGAAGGCAGUGAAAAGGGUGAAAGUGAAAAAGAAAAACUGGAUGAAACAAUUGACAGUGAAGGUAAACUAGGGGAGGAAGAAGAGAGUGAAGUUAAAAAAGAUAGAGAUGACAUUUCCAUAGAAAAAGAUGAAGAGGAAAAUGAUAAUGAGGAAGAAAAUGAAAGAGAGGAAUCGCAGGCUGGAAGAGACAGUGGGAAUGAGGGUGCAAAGGAGACUGAGGAGGUCAAUCAGCAAGAUGGCAAAGAUCAAGGAGAUGAGCAAGGCAGGUUGAUGGAGGAAGAAGAAAUGGUGAGUGAGGGAGAAAGUGAGGAUAUGGAGGAGAAAUAUGAGAAAGAGGAAGGCACUGAAAAAGAAAAAGAAGAACAGGUUAAAAGUGACGUAAGAGAUGAGAGUGAGGAAGAAGGGGAAGAUGGAGAAGGACAGGAAGAAAAAGAGGUAGAGACAGAAGAGGAAGGGGAAGAAGAAAAGGAAGAUGAAGAAAAUAAAGAGAGGGAGAAUGUAAAAGACAAAGAGGGUGAAGAGGAGGAUUCUGGAGAUUCAUUGGCAGGGAGGGAAGAAAAGGUAUCUGAAGAAGAACAGGACGAGGAAGAUGCAAAUACAAAAACUAAGGAAGUGGGUGAGGAUGCAGUGGAAGAAGGAAAAGAUGGGGAGGAUGAAGUGGAAGAGGAAAGAGAAGAUGAGAAACAGGAAGGAACAGAGGCAGAAGCAGAAGGGGAGGAGGGGGAAGAUGAAAAGGAAGAAGAGGAGGAAAAUGAAGAGGAAGGGGGAGAUAAAGACAAGGGAGAUGGAGCUGAGGAGGAUGAAGAAGAAGGGGAAGAGGGGGAAGAAGAAAAAGGGGAAGAGGGUGAGGAGGAUGAAGAAGAAGGGGAAGAAGAAAAAGGGGAAGAGGGUGAGGAGGAUGAAGAAGAAGGGGAAGAGGCAGAAGAAGAAAAAGUGGAAGAGGGUGAGGAAGAUGAAGAAGAAGGGGAAGAGGGGGAAGAAGAAAAAGGGGAAGAGGGUGAGGAGGAUGAAGAAGAAGGGGAAGAGGCGGAAGAAGAAAAAGUGGAAGAGGGUGAGGAGGAUGAAGAAGAAGGGGAAGAGGAGGAAGAAGAAAAAGGGGAAGAGGGUGAGGAGGAUGAAGAAGAAGGGGAAGAGGAGGAAGAAGAAAAAGGGGAAGAGGGUGAGGAGGAUGAAGAAGAGGAGGAAAAAGAAAAAGAUAAAAGGAAGAAUUAUAGCAGUAAACUUCCAGGAAAGAAAAGCAAGCCCAGGAAGCCAGAAAAGACAGAAAGUACUGCUUUACCAAACAGCUCUAAACAAAACAUGAAAUCCAAACGUCAUAUAGCAAAUGGUUUACAUAAUUCAGAACAAUUUUGGAACAAUGUGCUACCUCAUUAUUUAACACUAAAGUAGCAUAGACUACUGGAGAUGCAUUUUAAGCCUAUUCAGGAAACAGAUUGAUUUUUAUUACUUAAAAGAAACUUUUCAUGUAAUCAAAGCAUACUAUUAUGCAUAUGAUGUAAGUG